GCGAGCUUUCGAGAUUGGACUUUGGAGAGGAAACAGAACAAAAAGAAAAAAGAGAGGGCGUUCGAGACUUUACCUUGCUCGUGUUCAAAGAAACUGCAAACAAUAUGUCAGUUACAUUACAUACAAAUCUCGGCGACAUCAAAUGUGAAAUCGCUUGCGAUGAAGUACCUAAAGCCUCUGAGAAUUUUUUGGCACUAUGUGGUAGUGGUUAUUAUGACGGCACCAUAUUCCAUCGAAAUAUCAAAGGUUUUAUGAUCCAGGGAGGGGACCCUACAGGGUCAGGCAAAGGUGGGAACAGUAUAUGGGGUAAAAAGUUCAAUGACGAGAUCCGAGAUUCGCUUAAGCACAAUGCAAGAGGGGUGCUCUCUAUGGCUAAUAGUGGGCCUAAUACAAAUGGAAGCCAGUUUUUUAUUACAUAUGGCAAGCAGCCGCACCUGAACGGAUUGUAUACAAUUUUUGGCAGAGUGAUUCAUGGGUUUGAGGUCCUAGAUAUCAUGGAGAAGACUCAGACAGGACCUGGGGAUCGACCUCUCGCGGAGAUCAGAUUGAACCGUGUAACAAUCCACGCAAACCCUCUUGCUACCUAGGCCUAAUGUAACCCCAUUGGAGAAACUAUAACAUAUUCAAACUUCAUAUAUGUUCUAACUGUAGAACUAAAACUGUUUUGUAAAGUAUUCAGAUGAGAUUAGCUGAAUGUGUCGCACCAUAUCGACAUUCAGUGCACAUAUCAGUGAUUGGAGAAUGGUCCUAGACCUGUAUUUUUUCAUUCCUACAAAAUUGUAGUGGAUAUUUUCUUCAAUUUUAUUUUUUUGUUA
This is a messenger RNA of Papaver somniferum (opium poppy), 815 nucleotides long. RefSeq names its product peptidyl-prolyl cis-trans isomerase CYP18-1. Bases 105 to 587 code for a protein of 160 amino acids. Gene Ontology annotation, molecular function: peptidyl-prolyl cis-trans isomerase activity. Gene Ontology annotation, cellular component: catalytic step 2 spliceosome. NCBI's taxonomy places the organism in Eukaryota, Viridiplantae, Streptophyta, Magnoliopsida, Ranunculales, Papaveraceae. Gene Ontology annotation, biological process: protein folding; protein peptidyl-prolyl isomerization. The transcript is spliced from 5 exons. The record is from RefSeq and is a predicted model, not a curated record.